CGAGAAUUUACGGUAGAAUAAAGCCCAAGAUGGCGUCAUUUGCAGAUAAAUUUCGUGACAAUGGCUGCGUUCCAGACGUUGUGGACACUGUCCCUUCGGCCCAAGCUCAAGUAGUUUAUAACGGCAAAGAGGUCGAGUGUGGAGCUGUCUUUACGCCCACGCAAGUGCAAAACCCUCCACAAAUAACUUGGCCAGCAGAAUCAGGCGCACUGUACACUCUGAUAAUGACUGAUCCAGAUGCGCCAAGUAGGACUGAUAAUAAGUUUGCCGAGUGGCGUCAUUGGUUAGUGUAUAACAUACAAGGAUCUGAUGUUAGCACUGGAAGCACACUGUGUGAAUAUAUUGGGUCUGGACCACCUAAAGGAACCGGACUCCAUCGCUACAUAUUCUUAGUUUUCAAACAGCCUGGUUCCAUCACACCAGAUGAGCCAAGACUCGGUCUCAGUACAAAGGAUCGCAACAAUACAAAAGCACGCGAUUUUGUGAGCAAGUACAACCUAACCGGUCCAAUUGCUGGAAACAUGUACCAAGCAGAAUGGGAUGAUUAUGUACCAAAGCUAUACGCUUCACUGAACUAAUUUAUUUUUGUGAUGGAUAGUCUAAAAUUUAGUCAUUUUUUGGUGAUUUUCCAGUUUUUUGUUAUUAUUUUUAAAAGUGUAGAUUGUCAUAAUAUUAUCUUGCUACAGUGUCAUGAGAUAUCUAUCAUGGGCUUUUCGUGACUACUCAAUCUUAA
Molecule: messenger RNA, 733 nt
Organism: Amphimedon queenslandica
Lineage: Eukaryota; Metazoa; Porifera; Demospongiae; Haplosclerida; Niphatidae
Product: protein D2-like
Exons: 5
Coding region: 30-578 (182 amino acids)
Source: RefSeq, a predicted model, not a curated record